Molecule: messenger RNA, 498 nt
Organism: Gossypium arboreum
Lineage: Eukaryota; Viridiplantae; Streptophyta; Magnoliopsida; Malvales; Malvaceae
Product: cannabidiolic acid synthase-like
Exons: 1
Coding region: 1-498 (165 amino acids)
Molecular function (GO): oxidoreductase activity; flavin adenine dinucleotide binding
Source: RefSeq, a predicted model, not a curated record
AUGAAAUCGUAUUUCAAAGUGAAAUCUGACUACGUAAAAGAACCAAUCCCGAAAUUCGUAUUCAAGGGAAUGGGGCCAAUGUUCGAUGAAUAUGAAGGAAGAUUUGCAUAUAUGAACUUGGUUCCUUAUGGUGCACGAAUGGAUGAGAUCCUGGAAACUGAAACUCCAUUUCCGCACAGAGCUGGCAAUAUUUAUAGCAUCAUGUAUGCUACUGGUCAAGAUGAAGAAAUUACGCAUUUCGAAAAGUAUAUAAAUUGGAUGCGCAGGCUUCAUCGUUACAUGACAUCAUUCGUCUCGAAAUCUCCACGAGAAGCUUAUGUUAAUUAUAGGGAUUUAGACAUCGGAGUUAACGAUAAAGACAAGACAAAUUAUGAACAAAGCAGCAUUUGGGGUUUUAAAUAUUAUAAGAAAAACUUUGAGAAAUUGGUGAAGGUGAAAUCGUUGAUUGAUCCCCAUAAUUUCUUCAAGCACCAACAAAGCAUUCCCUCAACGGUCUAA